Molecule: messenger RNA, 1182 nt
Organism: Wallemia ichthyophaga EXF-994
Lineage: Eukaryota; Fungi; Basidiomycota; Wallemiomycetes; Wallemiales; Wallemiaceae
Product: mRNA-capping enzyme subunit alpha
Exons: 8
Coding region: 1-1182 (393 amino acids)
Biological process (GO): 7-methylguanosine mRNA capping
Molecular function (GO): ATP binding; mRNA guanylyltransferase activity
Source: RefSeq, a predicted model, not a curated record
AUGUCUAGAAUACCGCCCAUACCCGGUCAGAUAUUAACAUCGCCGGAACAAUGCCAUUCAUUAAAAAGCUUGGUGCAGGAACUUUGCCAGACGAGAUCGAAAUCUUUUCCUGGAUCACAGCCAGUGUCUUUUGGUUGGAAAUCACUGCAAGCGUUGGAAAGAGAAGACUACUGGGUCUGUGAGAAAUCUGAUGGCGUGCGGUGUCUACUACUUAUCCUGACGAAUGGCACAACCAAUGAGCAAGAGACGUACUUCAUAGACAGGAAGAAUGUUUAUAGACGGAUUCGCGGGCUUUACUUCCCAAAUUAUAAAGAUAGCACUUUGCUUACACCUGCUAAUAAAACUCUCAUUGAUGGCGAAUUGGUUAUCGACCACGAUAAGAAAUCUGGCAAGGAUAAAUUGAGAUACUUGGUGUUCGAUCUGUUGGUGCUCGAAACCGAAGACAUUUACAAUAUGAGAUUGGGCUCCAGAUAUGGUAGACUGAGAUCAUGGGUCGUUGAGCCAUUUCUGAAGUCACUGGCUAAGAGGGGCAAUCCAUCUCAGCCAUUGGAAAUCAAGUUGAAGGUAAUGGAUCUUGCAUACGCUAUCGACCACGUCUUCAAAACACACAUACCAAAUCUCCAACAUGGCAACGAUGGAUUAAUUUUCACGUGUGUUGAGAGUGGAUACGUAUUUGGGACUGACUCAAGAAUCAUCAAGUGGAAAGAUCCAAGCGAGAAUAGCAUUGAUUUCAGGAUAUCGCUGAGGUUCUCAGCGAGUGACGACAAUACAAAUACAUGCGACUUUGCAAAGAAACCGCUGUGCGAGCUUCAACAAUGGGAAGGUGGUAAACUCUACAAUUGGUUUGACAACUGGGAUAUCUCAGAAGAAGAGUGGCAAAACUUCCUCAAGGACGGUAUAGACUUACACAAUAAGAUAGCCGAGUUUAGUUGGAUGAAAAAUGAGGAGAAUUGGAGAUUUCUGCGAUUUCGAGAUGAUAAGAAUGACGCCAAUCAUUCGACCGUCGUUGAAAAAGUCACUGAAUCAAUUGAAGAUGGCGUUGAAGCGCACCAGUUGAUAAGAAAGUCUAGUCGUAUACGAUCAGAAUGGAAAUCACGAGCGCAGCGGCGAGGUAUUGGCAUGCCUGUACAUUCAAAGUCGCCGCCUCAAAGUACAGCUCAGCCCUACAAGCUAAAUACAUAA